UUGCAGCUCUCAGCAGAAGCUAACCUCAGCACCCAAGAUGAAGACCUUCUUCCCAAAAUUUGCCAUCAAACAAUACAGCACGUAUGUCGCAAUGAUUGUGAUUUUUGUUCACAAUUAUGUGCUUGACGAGGAUUUAAACUGCACUUGCGAUGCUGACAUAACAACCUGCUCCUUCUACUUGGUUCUACCUUUUUUAAUUUUAUGUGCUUUACAACUCUGGACAGACGAGCCAUUCAAGAGAGUCUGGAAAUACACAUGUGGUACAUGCACAUGUCCUACAUGCACCUGUUGUUCUUGUUCUUGUUGUUGUUGCAAAUGCGGGUGCAAACUUUUCUUGGUUUUGUGUUUACAAAUUACGAAGGCAGUUUGCAUUGGUCUGCUUUGGGUAUUGUCCGUGUUCAUCGAUGGAGACUGGUUUGUUUGCUGUUGCAAUACAUAUGAAGAACAUCCACAGUUAGGCUGCAAAGACAAAAAAAACAUCACAGCUGAGGAACGAGUCCUGAUUGCUAAGCUGAAAAACAAAUCCAUGCUUAUUGGCUUGGGUGCACUCUUGGUUGGCUUUGUUUUUGUUACCUUUGUGUUACCACUUGGAUGGAAGAAAUGCUGUGAAAAGAGAGAGAAUUGCUCAGGUUGCUGCGACAGAAAACUUCUUUACGACCAAAUGAUUUUGGAGGAGGAAGAAAAUGUACUCACAGAGAUGAUAAGAAAAGCAGCAAAAGAUAAGCUGACCGAAGAAAUGCAGAAGAAACUCAACAGUAAAAGAUGGGGGGAAUGUUUUGAUGUUGCUGAAGAUCUGAUUAAAAAGACAACUCCACCAGGACACAAGGAAAGCAUUGCUCUUGAAAUUAAGGGGCCAGAGGGGGCCGCCCUAAUGGAGGAGUCUGUUUCAGAAAAACGCACAACAAAAAUGUGAGGAAAUUAUCGUCACUGCGACCAUCUUACCAGAAUUCAGAAGUUUCAUUUUCAGUUUAUCAGAAAAAAAUAUGUCUGUACAUCACAAGUGAAAGAAAACUAUAGUAAAAUUGUUAUGUUAUCCUUAUAAAUACCAUGUUAUGGUGAUACAUGUAUGUUUCAUAUAUUUCAAAGUUUUUUUAUGUCACAUGAGCGUAGAUUUUUAAUGCUGCUAUUUUUAAUCUAUGAUAUUCUUUGAAUUUCACAAAUGUGAGCAUGUUAUAAGGAGCUUCUACAGAAAGCCUUAGAGUCAUUGAGCAUCACUUUGUAGCUGACAGCUUGUCUCUGGGCAUCUCGUAGCCUUUGGUUGGCUUGGGAACACUUUCCCUUUAUGUUUGGAUCAACUGUAGUCUUCACUCUCCCUCGUAGCCACAUGAUCACUCUGUUUGGUUUAGUUUAACUUUUGACCUGCUGGCUUCACACUGACGUUGGCUAUUUUGUUUCUAGCUGCUUUCUGUGCGACCAUCUCUUUAAGCUCAAAUUUUACAAGUAGCCUAUUAAAGACAUUAAUAAUAUCGUUUUCACUGUUCCUGUAACAUUUAAUGCCACCUGUGUACAAACGACACGCUCAUAUAAAGAAGCUGUGAAGUUUCAGGUUUGGCAGAAAUCAUAAAAAUGAAGCUUUUGGGUCUAGAAAGAGAAAAACAGAGUUUUUGAUUUUAACGUGCUAAGCUGAUAUUUUAAUAAAUUUCAAAUGAAAUGCACAAUUUGAAUUGUAAUAUGUGUUUCAGUAAAAAUGAAUAAAAAAAAUAUGAGCUUUG
This is a messenger RNA of Oreochromis niloticus (Nile tilapia), 1712 nucleotides long. RefSeq lists its product as uncharacterized. NCBI's taxonomy places the organism in Eukaryota, Metazoa, Chordata, Actinopteri, Cichliformes, Cichlidae. The coding region runs from base 38 to 913 and encodes 291 amino acids. The record is from RefSeq and is a predicted model, not a curated record. The transcript has 4 exons.